This is a messenger RNA of Exophiala viscosa, 1926 nucleotides long. Its product is annotated as solute carrier family 25. Bases 472 to 1533 code for a protein of 353 amino acids. Gene Ontology annotation, molecular function: nucleotide transmembrane transporter activity. Gene Ontology annotation, biological process: transmembrane transport; adenine nucleotide transport. The transcript is spliced from 2 exons. The record is from RefSeq and is a predicted model, not a curated record. Lineage: Eukaryota; Fungi; Ascomycota; Eurotiomycetes; Chaetothyriales; Herpotrichiellaceae.
AGAAGAAUAUGGAUGCGCUAGAGCGAUUCACUUAUACAAGACAUAACAUCUUUGACUCUGCGCUGCGGUUCACGAUCAAGGUUACCAAUCCUGUUUUCCUUGCAAUCACUAUUUCAGACCCUUCCGAUCCUUAGAUCGACGACUCCGUUCGCUUCUCUCCGAAUUGCCCCGUCACGACUUCUUCACAGCAUCGCCUCCACCCGUGGACGACUUUGGAAGCAGGCUCACACGACCUGGCUUGUUCUCUGCCAUAUCUGCGACCGGGCAAAGAGACUGUACAACAUACCAUGCCUUCGUACAGACAAGGAUCUUAGAAAAAGUUUUCCAUGGACUCCACAGCCUCAGACAACACUACGAGAACACUUGGUGUGAACCCGUUACCCUGCGUAUCUCCUGCGUUAGAGUCACAGGCUUACUUUCCCUGUCGUCCACUAUCGGAAAGAGCGUGGACAGCGCGUCAAAGUCAGUGUCAUGGGGUUUGGAGAAAAAGAUCCAACGACGACUGUGAGUGGUAAUAUCUCGAAAAGUACAACUUCACUACGGGACCUGCCAAGCUUGUCAGAGACGCCGACAGCCAUGGCUACAAACGACUUUCUCACGCGGUCGCGUGCGUUCAUCUCCACACCAUUCACAGCCGCCUUCUGCGCCGGAGGCGUUGCAGGAGCAGUAUCCCGGACCGUCGUUUCUCCCCUGGAACGAUUGAAAAUCCUUUACCAAAUACAAAGUGUGGGUCGCAAUGAAUACAAGAUGUCGAUCGCAAAAGCGCUGCGGAAAAUGUACACAGAUGAGGGCUGGAGAGGUUUCAUGAGAGGGAACGGCACCAACUGUGUACGUAUUGUGCCUUACUCCGCUGUCCAGUUUGGGGCAUACAACGCCUACAAACGAUUCUUUGAACCUACACCUGGUGCCGAUCUCGACCCGCUCCGACGUCUGUUAUGUGGUGGCUUGGCUGGCGUUACAUCCGUGACCUUUACAUAUCCCCUCGACAUUGUACGGACACGUCUGUCGAUACAGUCUGCCUCAUUCGCCGCCCUUGGUAGACACGAGGGCAAGUUGCCGGGAAUGUGGCAAACGAUGUCCAACAUGUACAAAACUGAAGGAGGUGUGGCUGGGUUGUAUCGAGGCAUAAUUCCGACCAUUGCGGGCGUUGCGCCGUACGUCGGUCUUAACUUUAUGGUGUAUGAGUCGGUCAGGCACUAUUUCACCGAACCUGGUGAGAAGAAUCCCGCCUGGUAUCGGAAGCUUGCCGCAGGAGCCAUUUCUGGAGCUGUGGCUCAAACAUGCACUUAUCCAUUCGACGUACUUCGCCGCCGGUUUCAGAUCAAUUCCAUGUCCGGCAUGGGGUACCAGUACAAGUCAAUAUGGGAUGCUAUCCGAACGAUUGUUGGACAGGAGGGAGUCUUGGGGCUUUACAAAGGAAUAGUGCCCAAUCUACUGAAGGUUGCUCCCAGUAUGGCUAGCAGUUGGCUCAGCUUUGAGAUGACGAGAGAUUAUCUUGUCGAGCUGGCUCCACAAAAGUCAGAUCCAAUAUGAAUGGCUUUUGAGAAGCAUUCACCACCACCGAGAGAGAGCCUUUCAGAGAGUCGAGUCUGAGCAUGGAACAACUAUACGCGAAGAAAAGACGAAGAAGGCAUGUCGCUCCUGAUGUCGGCUUCUUUCCUAAGAAGUUUGGAGGCUAUUCAGGUCGGCAACUGUAUAUCUUGACAUAACAUGGCCGAUGGGACAUUUUCAUGGAGUCAAGGAUCAGGAAAAAAUUAGAGACAAGACACGGGCAUUUUUUGGAGUAUCAAGAGCCUGUCGUAGACUGUGAGCGUUUCCGGUCCCGAAGACUAGGCGAGCCUGCAUUCACACGGAUUACGGGCCUAAUUGUGGCCGUAGACGGGGAGGAAGCAUGAGAUAAGAAUAAGAGAUUCAAGUAUUGCUCAC